Molecule: messenger RNA, 1372 nt
Organism: Stegastes partitus (bicolor damselfish)
Lineage: Eukaryota; Metazoa; Chordata; Actinopteri; Pomacentridae
Gene: nanp
Product: N-acetylneuraminic acid phosphatase
Exons: 2
Coding region: 50-781 (243 amino acids)
Biological process (GO): N-acetylneuraminate biosynthetic process; dephosphorylation
Molecular function (GO): N-acylneuraminate-9-phosphatase activity
Source: RefSeq, a predicted model, not a curated record
UUCCGCAAAGUCUCCUGCUGUUCCAGUAGAAUGACAGCGGUGUGUGGCUAUGGACGGAAGAGCUGUGAAGGCGAUACUGUUCGACCUGGACAACACGCUCAUCGAGACGAGACGAGCAGGAGCAGUGGCCAUACAGAAGACCAGUGAACUUCUGAAGACCACUCUGGGCCUUGAUGACGACACCAUCUGCAGCAUUUGUAACAAGUUCAAGAAGAAGCUUUUCCUUGAGAGCUUUGACCCUUCAGCUGGCCGAUCCAUAGAUGACGUCCGUGUGCGUCACUGGGAGGAAAGCAUCAAGGAGGCUCUGGGUAGUUGCUCUCCACCUUCUCUGGCAGCUCAGUGCUACUACCUGUGGAAAAAUAGCCGCCUGGAGAUCCUCUCUCUCUCUCCUGAAGUGUGCAAUCUUUUGAAGCAACUGCGCAGCAGACACAAGCUGCUGCUGCUGACCAACGGGGACACUCAGACCCAGAGAGAGAAGGUGCAGGCAGUCCGGUGUGAGGAGUUCUUCGAUGCCAUCGUGAUAGGUGGAGAGCACGCAGAGCAGAAACCAUUUGUCUCCAUCUUCACGUUGUGCUUCAACAUGCUGGAGGUGGAGGCUCAGGACUGCGUUAUGGUGGGAGACUCUCUGGACACAGAUAUUCAGGGGGGCUUUAAUGCCAGAGUACGAGCCACCGUUUGGAUUAACAGCGCAGAAGGGACUGUGUCAGAUGGUUCAGUGAAACCAGACUACACUAUCCCGACUGUGCUGGACCUGCCAGGUGUUCUGGCACAACUACAGUAAGGUCAUAUGGGGAUAGACUGUCAGUUCAAGGGGGGUGUUAUGGGAAUUUUUAAUUAUGGAUAGAUUAAAAAUUUUUAUUUUAUUUUUUGCAGUUUAUUUAAAAGGGGACGGUGCCUUAUAACUGUUGCAACUAUUUUCCUGACAUUCAACACUUUUUCUUACUGAUUUCUGCUCGGCCUUCAUGUGAGGACACUCACGGUCGCUCAGGGUAUGAACUGUGAAGACACACAGUGGUGGGAACGUUUACAUUUACUGAGGGACUGCAUGUCAGUACAAUUUUGAGAUUUGUACUUUACUUGAAUAUUCAUAAUUUCAGCUUCUUUAUAUUCCACUGCAUUUUAAAAAUAAAUCUUUUUAUUCUACAAGUAUAGUUACGCUUCAGAUUCUUAUUUUACAUAAAACCACAUACAUUGAAUAUUGUCAUUAAAGCUACUUCCACUUCAGUAAAACGCUACUUGAAGCACCAGUCUGAUGAUAUCACAGUCACUCAACACUCAGACUGACUGUACUUUAAUUGAUUCAUUCCAUAAUAUGCUCAUACUUGUUCAUUUUUACAAAACCUUGGCUAAUAAUAAAAACUCUUGAACAACA